AUGAGUCAAGAAUAUGAUUACGAUACAGAAAUCGAUGAAUACUCGACUGCAGUUGCAGCUGCCGCUUACGCCGUUCGGUCUCUUCACAAUCGAACGAGCAACGGCCCAAUUAAGCCCUCGAACAAAAUGCGGCCUCAGACAGUAAAUAACGAGUUUCAACCUGCACCGCGUAAAGCAACAUUUAAGUUACCGAAGGAAACAUCAAAGCAAAGCUCACAAGACCAUGACAAGGAGAAGAUGCAUGUAAACAAAACAAGUCCUUAUUACACAGAUGAAAGUAGUAGCAUCAAAUCAUCGAAUUCAGAAUUUGAGAAGCUCGGAAGGCCUCAAACUUCGGUAGACGAGAAUUUAAAUACAAAUGAUGACGAGAAAAGUCCCGAGACUCCACUUGCCAAAACCGAACGUACGCCAAUAUUUGAGACAGCGACAAGGCAAAGUAAGACGAGGCAGCUUGGACCUAAUGAAUCCAUGGCUAAUGCUUGGGAAAAAGAAGAGAUGGCAAGCAUAAAAGAGAGGUUCGUGAGGCUGAGGGCUACAAUCGACAACUGGGAGAUUAAAAAGAAACGAAAUGCGGAUCAGAAAUUAGAAAGGAGACAGGCUGAGCCGGACAGUAACAGAGGAAAAGCCGAAAAAAGCCAUUGGAAUGCAAUCAAAAGAAUCGAGGAAAUUGCAGGGGAGGCCAGGGCACGUGCGGAGGCUAAUCGCGAAAAGGAGGAGCGGAAAGUGAAGGAAAAGUCCGAUAAAAUUCGACUAACAGGAAAACUUCCAGCAUCAUGCUUUUGUUUUUGA
This is a messenger RNA of Striga hermonthica, 789 nucleotides long. The record is from the annotation of a GenBank genome assembly. NCBI's taxonomy places the organism in Eukaryota, Viridiplantae, Streptophyta, Magnoliopsida, Lamiales, Orobanchaceae.